Messenger RNA from Anthostomella pinea, 180 nucleotides. NCBI's taxonomy places the organism in Eukaryota, Fungi, Ascomycota, Sordariomycetes, Xylariales, Xylariaceae. The record is from the annotation of a GenBank genome assembly.
AUGCCCAGCGCCGCCUUCGAUAUGUCGUACGCUGGCAGCGGCUGCGGAACCCCGACGAGGGGUGGAGCCGCCGGCGCCGUCGAGAGGCUCGGCGACGGUCUCGGCGGCGGCGGAGAUGCUGUCGCGGGAGCAGACAUCGAGAUGGACAUGCUGGACUCGGUCAACGGAGGAUUGCGAUGA